UGACUGCGACAUGUUGUGAAGGCCCCGACCAAUAUACCGGUCAUGCGCCAUGAGAACCCCGUUUCGACGACCGCAGUUCACCAUGACGACGCCAAUACCAUCUUGCAGCGGCUCAGUUCAUGAACACGACUUCAGCCGAACAUGGUUACACAAGAACUUGAUAAUGAGCAUUUGCGGAUGAUAUAGAUGCAAGGAUGGCUUCUCCAGCCUCUACCCCACCGCUGAUCCCCGAAGAGGAUCUCCAGCACUCCAUGUCUGCUUGCGGGGGAUGCAUGAAACUAUCUCACCAUUAACCGGAGCGAAGCAAACCUCGAUCGACCUUGAGAUAUAAAUCUGGCGCAAUGGCCAGCAUGUUGACUUCAAUAAAGUUGAAUCAAGACAUUGAAAGAUGUAUUCAUCAAUGGCUCUCCUCGCAGGCCUCACGGCUUUGCCUACUUUGACACUCGCUUCUCCAACUCUACACAAGAGACUGGCCAAUGGAUUAGCAUUGACACCUCCUAUGGGCUGGAACAGUUACAACCACUACAAUUGUGCCCCGAACCAAAGCAUCAUCCACUCCAAUGCCGAAGCACUGGUAUCGCUUGGUCUUGCAGACCUGGGCUACACAUAUGUAACUACCGACUGCGGAUGGACACUGCCUCACCGUACAGCAGACAACAAGUUGACAUGGAAUGAAACGCUCUUCCCUGCUGGCUUUCCCGCGCUAGGUCAAUACAUUCACGAUCUUGGUCUCGGCUUCGGCGUUUACAGUGAUGGUGGCAUCUUGAUGUGCAUGAAUACCGAGUUGGGCACGAACCAGACUGGUAGCUUGGGCUAUGAGACUACCGAUGCAGAGACCUUUGCUUCUUGGGGUGCUGAUCUACUCAAGUACGACAAUUGCUGGUCGUCUCAGGAGAGAAGCUUCCCGAACGUGGAUUACGAGCCCCUGACUUCUCCUCAUCAGAAUUACGUGAAUAUGCGGAAUGCUCUCGAUGCUACGGGCACGAAUCUGCUCUUCCAGAUCUGUGACUGGGGUGUUGAUUUCCCUUCUGCAUGGGCACCGGAUCUAGGGAAUACUUGGCGCGUCACCAACGACAUCAUUCCCAAUUGGAGAACUAUCUUCCGCAUUGUCAACCAAGUUGUGCCUCAAACAGACUAUGCCGCACCUGGCAGGUGGCUAGACUUGGACAUGAUGGAAAUUGGCAACGAUAUUUUCACCCACGCGGAAGAGCAGACUCACUUUGCACUCUGGAGCAUUUUGAAGAGUCCAUUGACCAUCGGGUGUGCCUUGAAUGAUUCCAUUACAUCGGUGUUUGCGGAGUCUUUGGCCAUCAUGAAGAAUGAGAACAUCAUUGGCUUCAAUCAGGACGCGCUUGGGGUGUCUGCCAACUUGACCCGCAGAUACAGUGAUGAGGGGUAUGACAUUUGGUCAGGACCCUUGAGCGGUAAUCGUACCGUCGCCGCAUUGGUCAAUUGGAACAACUUCUCCAUUGACGCAACGUUUGACUUGCCGGAUGCAGGGUUGCAGAGUGCUGGGUGGGUCAGAGAUGCUUGGACCAACGAGACAAGGAAGAAUGUCAUGACCAGCUACAAGGCAAGUGUGGAAGCUCAUGGUACCUUGUUGCUCGAACUAGACGACACUAUACCAGCCGGUGUCUAUCAGCUUGAUGGACAAAGUGGAGAUAUCAAUCUUGAGAAUGUGUAUGCUCUAACCACAAGUGAUGCAUAUACUGUGACCAUCCAUUUUAGCAGCCCCGUUCCGUCGUCCUGUGAUCUCGGCAUACACAAUCAACACCAGAGAUCCUCUCACCAGGUACAGCAAGGUCAAUCUAGCAUCACCCUACCCGUCUCCCUCAUCGCAGGGAACAGCAACACCCUCUCCAUUUCAAACACCAAUUCUAUAAGCUCAAUCACUGUGACUGAACCAACCGGAAAGUUCUAUCCCAAUACCGCUUUUGCCAUCUCUGGUAGCGGUAACGCUAGCCAUAUAACUUGUGUACCCGGUCUCUGCUCUCCGCUCGGAACCAAGAUUGGCGACCUGUCUCCGAACAACUCUGCCUCUCUCAACAUUCCUGCCUCAGCAACCACCACUGGAUCAAGAUACGUCGAGCUCACCUACAUCAACAACGAUGUUGCCAUUGGCACAAGCUGGGGAGAGGGCCGUAAUGCACGAAACAUUACUAUCUCUGUCAACAACCAGACCACUAGAUUGGAGGUUCCAUUGAGUGGAAGGAGUAGCGAGUUGUAUUCAUCCAUGAAGGGCUGGGGAGACAGUGCUGUGUUGGGUGUCUUGGUUGAUGGUUGGAAACAAGGUGAUAAUGAAGUUGUGAUUGGUAAUAUUGGUGGUGAGAAGGGUGUGCAGCCUCUAGGUGCCGAUUUUGUUGGUCUGAAGGUCUUCUAGAGGAGAUGGAUUAAUGUCUGCGGCGUGUAGGAGAUUCAUAGAGAGCAGCCCUCUCAAAUUACAAUGAGUAUGAUGAAGAAACCGA
Molecule: messenger RNA, 2465 nt
Organism: Aureobasidium pullulans EXF-150
Lineage: Eukaryota; Fungi; Ascomycota; Dothideomycetes; Dothideales; Saccotheciaceae
Product: putative alpha-galactosidase D
Exons: 2
Coding region: 389-2380 (663 amino acids)
Biological process (GO): carbohydrate metabolic process
Molecular function (GO): hydrolase activity, hydrolyzing O-glycosyl compounds
Source: RefSeq, a predicted model, not a curated record